GGAGUUCUCGUUGCUGUACGGUGAGUUUGUUGCUGCGUUCAAUGGGAGUGCGGCUGCUGAGCGCCUUGUGUUCGCGACGAGCCUGCCGCACUGGGCAGACGAGAGCACGACGUCUGCGACGGUGCAGAAGUUCCACGCUGCUGUGAAGGACAUGACGAAGAGGACCCCAAUAGCGCUGAGGAGCUUUGCCAACACACUGCUGUUGAAAACUGUUCUCUCUCGGAUGGACCAGGUGAGUGCGGAACUCUUGGCCGACUUCUUCUACACCAAUGUUGCUAUCCGGGUGGAUGACAUGCUGUACGGGACCUUUGAUGAUACCACGGAUUGCGCCUUGCAGGGUGUGGAGGGUGAAGGCGGGUGUGCUGUGAACUACGGAGCGACGCGUAUUUCUGUGUGGUCGAUGGCCCGCGUGUUUGACCCCACGGUGCCUGAGCUGUUCUCCCCUGUGACACCGUCAAUGGUGUACAGGGAACCUUCUGGUGGUCUCACGUUGCAGCAGUUAAUUGGCAUUAUUGCUGGGUCAGUUGCUGGCGUACUGUUGGCUGCAAUGAUCGUAAGCAUACUGUGCUGCCGGAGAGACGCCCGUGACAACAACAACGCCCCGAAGGAGCCCACAGACCCCGUGACGCUUGUGUUCACUGACAUCGAGAGCAGCACUGCGCUGUGGGCUGCGUGCCCCGAGA
This is a messenger RNA of Trypanosoma grayi, 683 nucleotides long. RefSeq names its product putative receptor-type adenylate cyclase. The record is from RefSeq and is a predicted model, not a curated record. Lineage: Eukaryota; Euglenozoa; Kinetoplastea; Trypanosomatida; Trypanosomatidae. The transcript has a single exon. The annotation marks the transcript as partial.